Dovyalis caffra is the source of this 3078-nucleotide messenger RNA. The record is from the annotation of a GenBank genome assembly. Lineage: Eukaryota; Viridiplantae; Streptophyta; Magnoliopsida; Malpighiales; Salicaceae.
AUGAAGAAACAAUGGAAGAUAUCAUCACAAAGGCAACCACCCAAAGCUAUGAUUAGAAUCUUUGGUUUUGGAUUGCUGUUGCUGCUGUUAUUUAUGCCAUCAUCAUCACAAGCCAGAGAGUUGUCUUCACAGCAAAGUAGCAAUAAUGAAGUUGUGGGGUUAUUAGCCUUCAAGAAAUCCUCUGUUCAAUCUGAUCCGAAUAAUUUAUUAUCCAACUGGUCUCCCAAUUCUGCAACUCCAUGUUCAUGGUCAGGCAUAUCUUGCUCUAAUGGUUCCCAUGUUACUACUCUCAACCUCAUCAACGCUGGUCUCAUUGGAACCCUAAACCUCUAUGAUCUAACUGGGGCCUUGCCAUCUCUCAAACAUCUUUAUUUGCAAGGCAAUUCAUUCUCUGCUGCUGAUCUUUCUGCUUCAUCUCCUUGUGUUCUUGAGACUCUUGACUUGUCUUCAAACAACAUCUCUGACCCUCUUCCAAUAAAGUCCUUUUUUGAGUCUUGUAAUCAUCUCUCUUAUGUAAAUCUCUCUCAUAAUUCCAUUCCUGGUGGUUCCCUUCGAUUCGGUCCUUCCUUGCUACAGCUUGACCUCGCUCACAAUACUAUUUCCGAUCCUACCUGGUUGACCUACUCUCUUUCUACCUGCCAGAACUUGAAUCAUCUCAACUUCUCCGAUAACAAGCUUGCUGGAAAACUUGGAGUAACUCCCUCGUCUUGCAAGAGUCUAUCCAUUUUAGACCUAUCAUACAAUCUAUUCUCUGGGGAGAUACCUCCUACGUUUUUUGCAGACUCGCCAUCAUCUCUCACCUAUUUGGAUCUCUCACACAACAACUUCUCUGGCAGCUUCUCCAGCCUUGAUUUUGCUCACUGUGGCAAUCUUACUUGGCUCAGUUUGUCACAAAAUAGGCUCUCUGGCAGUAGAUUUCCAUUUAGUUUGAGAAACUGUGCGCUUCUACGGACGCUCAACCUCUCCCAUAACGAGCUGCAAUUCAAGAUUCCUGGUGCCUUGUUGGGGAGUUUCACGAAUUUAAGGCAGCUGUCUCUGGCUCACAAUCUGUUUUAUGGUGAUAUUCCUCUUGAGUUGGGACAGACCUGUGGAAAUCUACAGGAAUUGGAUCUAUCAGCAAACAAACUCACCGGUGGCUUGCCGCUGACUUUUGUAUCGUGUUCUUCUAUGCAGAGUCUGAAUCUUGGCAACAAUCUGCUCUCAGGGGAUUUCCUCACUGCUGUUGUGAGCAAACUUCAAAGUUUGAAGUAUCUGUAUGUUCCAUUCAACAACAUUACCGGUACCGUGCCUCUGUCUCUUACAAAUUGUACCCAGCUUCAAGUGCUUGACCUCAGUUCCAAUGGAUUUACUGGGGAUGUUCCUUCUAAGUUGUGUUCCUCCUCAAACCCAACCGCGCUGCAAAAGUUGCUCCUAGCUGAUAAUUACCUAUCAGGAAAAGUUCCACCAGAGCUUGGAAGCUGCAAGAACCUCAGGAGCAUUGAUCUUAGUUUCAACAACCUGAUUGGACCAAUUCCCUUGGAGGUUUGGUUCUUGCCAAAUCUUUUGGACUUGGUUAUGUGGGCGAACAACCUCACUGGUGAGAUACCGGAAGGCAUUUGUGUUAAUGGUGGAAACCUUGAGACAUUGAUUCUCAACAAUAAUCUCAUCACAGGAAGCAUUCCGCAGUCCAUUGCCAAUUGCACCAAUAUGAUUUGGGUUUCCCUUUCCAGCAACCGGCUUGCUGGAGAAAUUCCUGCGGGCAUUGGAAAUCUAGUUAAUCUGGCUGUUCUCCAAAUGGGUAACAAUUCACUUACCGGGCAAAUACCACCAGAGCUUGGCAAGUGUCGGAGCCUCAUUUGGCUUGAUUUGAACAGCAACAACCUGAGUGGUCCUCUCCCACCUGAGGUUGCAGACCAAGCUGGCCUAGUUGUUCCUGGAAUUGUAUCUGGGAAGCAGUUUGCAUUUGUAAGAAAUGAGGGAGGGACAUCAUGCCGAGGAGCUGGGGGACUGGUUGAAUUUCAGGGGAUCCGGGCAGAAAGGCUGGAAAAACUUCCUAUGGUUCACUCUUGUCCAACAACAAGAAUUUACUCUGGCAUGACAGUUUAUACUUUCAUCACCAAUGGCAGCAUGAUAUUCCUUGAUCUUGCCUACAAUUCGUUGUCAGGAGCUAUCCCUCAAAAUUUUGGUGAGAUGAGCUAUUUGCAGGUCUUGAACUUGGGGCACAAUAAGCUAAGUGGAAAUAUUCCUGAUAGUUUUGGAGGUUUGAAAGCAAUUGGAGUUCUGGAUCUCUCACACAAUGAUCUUCAAGGAUUUAUACCAGGGUCUCUAGGGACUCUCUCAUUUCUUAGUGAUCUUGAUGUGUCGAACAACAACCUCACUGGUCCUAUCCCUUCUGGAGGGCAGCUAACAACUUUCCUCCAAUCCAGGUACGAAAACAAUUCUGGUCUCUGCGGGGUACCAUUGCCGCCUUGUGGCUCUGGAGGUCACCCAACAAGGGUUACCAGUCGGGGGAAGAAGCAAUCUGUGGCAGUAGGGGUGGUCAUUGGCCUCACAUUUUUUGUCUUCUGCCUCUUUGGCCUUACAUUGGCUCUUUAUCGAGUGAAGAGGUACCAGCAGAAGGAAGAACAGAGGGAGAAGUACAUCGACAGCCUCCCAACUUCAGGUAGCAGCAGCUGGAAACUUUCAGGUGUUCCUGAGCCUUUGAGCAUCAACAUUGCUACUUUCGAGAAACCUCUUCGGAAGCUGACUUUUGCCCAUCUACUUGAAGCUACGAAUGGUUUCAGUGCUGAGAGCUUAAUAGGGUCUGGUGGGUUUGGAGAGGUAUACAAGGCACAACUAAAAGAUGGCUGUGUUGUUGCUAUAAAGAAGCUAAUUCAUGUCACAGGUCAGGGGGACAGGGAGUUUAUGGCAGAAAUGGAAACUAUCGGGAAGAUCAAGCACCGAAACCUGGUCCCUUUACUGGGUUACUGCAAAAUUGGAGAGGAGAGACUUCUUGUGUAUGAAUACAUGAAAUGGGGGAGUUUAGAGUCUGUUCUUCAUGACAGGUCAAAAGGGGGAGCUCAAGGCUUGAUUGGGCAGCAAGAAAGAAAGUUGCAAUAG